AUGGCGGCCGCGGCGGCGGCUCCGUCGGCGGGGAAGCGGAAGCGGGAUCUCUCCGAGGACGACGCGUACCUCAUCCUCCACAAGUACACGCCCGCUAAGAUCCUGAUGGCGCUUCAGGAGGUGUCGCAGCAGGCGGAGAGGAGGAGAAUCGACUGGAGGGCGCUGGCGGCCAAGACGGCCACGGGGAUCACCUCCGCCCGCGAGUACCAGAUGCUCUGGCGCUACCUCGCCUACCGACACGACUUCGUCGAGAACGUCGACCGUAGCGCCCAACCUCUGGGUGAUGAGAGCGACUUGGAAUGUGACAUUGAACCAUGUCCUACCCCAAGAAGCGAAGCUGUAGCGCAGGCCUCAGGGCUCACCAAGGUCUUACUCUAUGGAUGUUCACGUGAGCAAGCUUUUAGUCAUCGUGUUAAGUCAGAAGUUCCUAUGCUAAACAGUCCAAAUCAUAAGAUAUCACGUGUUGCAUCUGACAAACAGCUUGGUCAGAGUGGCCGUCUAGCGAAUGGUGCAGGUCCAGUUUCCAACUUAAAACGGGCAUCCCAUACAGGGUUAUCUCCUGAUCCUAUUGAUGGGAAUGGACCACACAAAGUGAAAAAGCCAAAACCAUGGUCUAAAGAGGAGGAUGCGGACUUAACAACUGGUGUACGUAAGUGUGGUGAAGGAAAUUGGCUGGACAUUCUGCAAAAAUAUAGAUUUGAUAAUACAAGAUCUGCUGUUCAAUUGUCUGAGAGAUGGACACUAAUCUCCAAGCGUCAAGGAGCAACCAAGACGGCUAACGCUGAACCAGUCGGUGUGAAUUUCGAUAUGAUAAAGGCUACUCAGGAGGCAGUUUCUAUGGCUCUUGAUAAGCGGCUUAUGCGUAAGCCUGAAUUAUCAUCAUUAAGAAGAUCAGGACCUUCCCAACCAAGCACUCAACACGCUCCAGUAUUUCUUAGUGCGACAGCUGAGUCAAAAUCUGCAGCACCAUCUUCAUUAUUCUCGUUGCCAGUUCCGGUCCCUCUGCCUGCGCAAUUUAAAGUUCUGAUGCCAUCUCCUCAGGUGCAACAAGCUCAUGCCCAAGUUGCACCCUUAAGAGUGUCAAAUACUUCAAGCAAGUCACGAAGUAACUCAAAGAAGCAAGUUGCACAAACAAAUCCUACAAAUGCUCCUUCCUCGAUACAAGCUGCUGCUAUUGCUGCUGGUGGACGAAUCGCCACACCAAGCUCGGCAACCAAGUUGUUGAAAGGUGCUCAAUCGACGAAAUCCAUGCAUGUAAGAUCUCGAGGAACAGGAGCUUCAAAAACUUCUGCAACCUCUAAAUCAUCCACUAUGGCUGGUGAGUCUGAGACACGGAUUGGUAGUGCUCGACACCCGGAACUUCCAAAUUUUAGUGCCCUGACUUCACCUCCUCAUGUGACUACACAGUCAACCGGGCAAGUUAAUGCUAUCGUAGAAGUUGCAGCAGUUAGUAAUCCCAUGGAACAAUCUGCUAGUGUACAUUUGUUGGAAGCUGAGAGAAUAUUGAGCACCACAACAUUGUCUGGCUCAUGUGACAAUAUGGUAGAGAUGGAUGGUGACUCUACAUUUCAUGUAGUUACGAUGGAGGACUUGUUUCCCGAAGAUGUGAAGCAGUCUGAUAUUGUAGAUAUAAAGGCGGAGGAGUUCAUAGGUACCGAUACUGCCAUGCUGGAGUUUGAUCGCUAUGUUGCCAGUCAGAAGAAAGAACAGAAACAUCUACCCGCAGCUGAGAAAAGCAUCCCUGUGUUUGAUAGACCACCAGAAACCGCGAAGAAGACCAACAAUCUUGGUUCAAGCUUUUCACGGGCGGUAACCUCUGGUGGCCUUGUUGGCACAGGCAAUGCUGGUGUGUUAAGUAAACCAUUAGGGAGGCAGCCAUCUGGUCCAGGCACCAUGAGCAAACAAAAUAGGUGCCAAGAAAUUUUGGCCCAGAUGCAGCAUUCCACGAACUCAAGAAGUAAUAAAAUUGUCAGGAAUGCAGCUCCAGGCACCAGAACUCCAGCCAGGAAUGCAGCUCCUAGCGCUGGAGCACCAGAAACAAAUACAGCUCUCUACGCACUAGAACACUAG
Molecule: messenger RNA, 2070 nt
Organism: Lolium perenne
Lineage: Eukaryota; Viridiplantae; Streptophyta; Magnoliopsida; Poales; Poaceae
Source: RefSeq, a predicted model, not a curated record